Molecule: messenger RNA, 1119 nt
Organism: Aureobasidium uvarum
Lineage: Eukaryota; Fungi; Ascomycota; Dothideomycetes; Dothideales; Saccotheciaceae
Source: the annotation of a GenBank genome assembly
AUGUCUACACCGAUGGACGACUCCUUCUAUUCCAACGACAUGGACAAUUACUCACUCCAACAGUACACCGACUUCUCUGACAAACUGCCCUAUGGCGGCGUCGACCCCCGUCUGCUCAGCUCGCCCCAGAACACUCCCCUGCUCAGCAACGAACAACCACUCUCAUCUUUCGACUACACUGUCUUCAGCCCUCGUCCACCCAAUCCCACCUUCUUCGAGCCGGAUCUGUCCCUUCACUCUUACGAACCCAUGCGUCAUCAAAUGCUCGGUCAUCGCCGCAGUGUCUCCGUUCCUCCUGAAGAUAUGAUGCCCGAGACCGUACAGCCACCUCCCGCUCUGGUGUUUCACCGCGGCGGUACACCACUAGGUGACUCCAUGGGCACCGACAAGGGCAAUAACACCACGAACAAAAAGUGGUUGAAGAAAGCCGCCGCAGCCCAAAAGAGACAGAUACAAAGACACUCGCCCUACCCAACCGGAGGAGGAAGAAUGCAAGUCCAGAGAAGCCACACUCAACCCGCGUUUUCCCAACAACAGCACACUCCCCAUCUCGGACCUACCAGUGCACCUCAGCAGAUGAUUCUGACAAGCGAAGAUCAAGUCUCCCAAGCCGUGAAGCACAAUUUCGACAUCGGUCCUCUGUCUUCGCCACAGUUUGCUGACUUCAAUGCCAUCGAUGCUGGAGGACGAAACGUGCAUCUGCCUACCGAGCUGACUGACAUCGAUGCUUUCUCGUUCGAAACAAGAAACGAUGUCAACACUGCUGUUCUUGGCAUGUUUGGUUUUGCGGAAAGACUUUCCAAGGAUUGUGAAGCUAUGCGUGGGUUCUUGACAAGAGGUUUCGGAAGCGGCGAGGAAGAUGAAUUUGAACGGUACGUCUUGUUGCAGCUUUCUCGAGGAUGCUUUGGGACAUUGGCUAAGGUUGCUGUGCUGUGUAGCGUUCGUCAAGAAAAGCGUGUUGUCAACCACAAAGCAUCCACUCUCGAAGAUGGCCUCGAGAUGCUGCCAUUGCCAGAGGGAAAGGCUGAGGAAGAGGUAACUGUGCCUGUCACGGGCCAAGACAUCAGAGAUCUUGAUGGUACGUUUGUUGCUGCUUUUGCCACCUCAAUACGAUACUGA